Molecule: messenger RNA, 1650 nt
Organism: Beauveria bassiana ARSEF 2860
Lineage: Eukaryota; Fungi; Ascomycota; Sordariomycetes; Hypocreales; Cordycipitaceae
Product: type 1 ribosome-inactivating protein musarmin 1
Exons: 1
Coding region: 1-1650 (549 amino acids)
Biological process (GO): negative regulation of translation
Molecular function (GO): rRNA N-glycosylase activity
Source: RefSeq, a predicted model, not a curated record
AUGCUCUUCCGUUUUCUGUGCUUCACUCUGGCCUUGCUGGUCAGCACCGCUCAUGCCAUCCCUACGCACUCGGAGCUGCAGCCGCGUGCUGCGGCUGCAGAAAAGAUCCCUCCGCGUUCCUUUGAUCUUGACACGCAGGGCGCGGAAGGAUAUACCAAAUUCUUGGAGGACUUGCGCACCGAGCUGGCGGCUUGCCGUCGGUCAGAAGCGCUCCGUGUUCUUCCUCCCCAGACGCUGAACCCGACGGCCGAAACGGUCGACUGGUUCGACUUGGGCCUGCACACUGGCGGCUUCACUAUCACGGUGCGGCUUCGGGCUGACAACCUGUACCUCCUCGGCUACCGCGUCGAGCCCUUUGCAAACUCAAACUGGCGCGCGUUCUCAGACGCACAACGGCUGGUCACCGGCUCUACCGCCCUCCCGGGCGGCUUCACCUACUCGCGGCUGGAGACGCAGGCGGGCCUACGCCGGCCGGAGCUACCGCUCGGCCUGAGCGCGCUCCGCGGCGCCGUCUCCUACCUCGCCACCCACCCGCAGGACCCGAGUAACGAGGAAGAGAAGAAGUCGCUAGCCAAGGCCCUACUGGUCGUCGUGCAGAUGCUCUGUGAGGCGAUGCGCUUCCGCCUCAUCGGGGACCACGUGGCCGCCGAGAGUGCGCAGAUCACGGAGCGCAUGACGCGCCUCGAAAACGACUGGGCCGACAUCUCGGAAGCGGUGCUGCGCGGCGACACCACCUACACGGACAGUACGCCGCUGCUCGCCAACGAGAACCAGAUGCAGAAGUGGGAGCUGCGGACGCUCGCGGCGGCCAUUGCCAUCCUGGGCCUCGCGCUGCAGCCGUCGCUGCCGGGCCCGCGCCUUUUGGAGAUGAAGGCGCGUCAAGACCAAUGCGGAGCGACGCCACAGGGUCGCACUCUGCUGGAAGUAUACUUUGUGCGUAUUGACAAUAUUGACAACGAGGACCCUGGCGACCUAUACGGCAGCAUCACCGCCACCGACGCGCUCGGCACCGACACCCUCUGGAAGCAGGACCCGUCCUUCAAGAUCAAGCCGGGCCAGGACGUGCCGCUAACGGGCCCUUCGCGGCCCAUCUCAGGUUCCGGGGCCUUUUCCAUCGACCUAGAUCUCUGGGACCACGACUCGUGGCCGGACCCGUCGUUUGACGACCAGGUGGCCCGCGGCAGCGUGCAGUGGAACCCCGAGGACCCAAGCAACACGUACGACACGACGCACUACCAGCAGAUCACGGGCAACUCUGGGUCCGCGUCGGUGCGGUACGCGGUCCUGCAGCGGGCCGUCACCGCGCACGUCUCUGUCGUGCUGGCGAAAGGGGACGAGAACCCAGACGACGGGACCAUCACGGCGGGCACCAGGCUGGACAAGGUUGUGCUGUUUGACGUUGCCUGCGAGAGCGGCAAGACCGUGUCGGUCAGCGAGGGCAGCCCGGUCCCGCUGCGGCGCUCAGUGCUGGCGGUGUCCCUGGAUGACAGUCUCACGAUCGAGGCUCGUCUCUGGGACUGGGACCAAGUCUCCAGCAACGACGAGAUUGCGAAUGGGAGUGAGGCGUUUGCGGCCAAGGCGGACACAAAGAAGACAAUCAGCGGAGCGUCUGGCAGGGUUGACGUCAACGUAGAAUGGGUCGAGCUGUGA